CUGGCCUUCACACAAGUUCUGUCUUGGGCAGAAGAAGAACGUGCAGGUCCUUCACCAAUUCCAGCAGCAGGAAAGAAAACACUUGGAAACAUGGCUGGGAAACCUAAGUUGCAUUACUUCAAUGCCAGGGGCCGAAUGGAGCCCAUAAGGUGGUUGUUGGCAGUAGCUGACGUUGAGUUUGAAGAGCAAUUCAUUUUAUCAAUGGCAGAUCUAGAAAAGUUAAGGGAAGAUGGACCCCUGCUCUUCCAGCAAGUGCCCAUGGUGGAAAUUGACGGGAUGAAGCUGGUGCAGACCCGAGCCAUUCUCAACUACAUUGCAGAAAAACACAAUCUCUGUGGGAAGGACAUCAAGCAAAGAGCAAGAAUCAAUAUGUAUAGUGAAGGCAUUUUGGACAUAGGUGAAAUGAUCGCGGACAUGCCCUUUAAAUAUCCCGAAGCGGAGGAGAAGGAAAAGGAAAUAAAAGUGAUCCUUACGAAAGCCACUGGCAGAUAUUUCCCAGUCUUUGAAAAGAUUCUCAAAGAGCAUGGAGAAGAUUUUCUGGAGGGAAAUCAACUCUGUAGAGCAGAUGUCCAUUUGCUGGAAGUCAUUUUAGCAACAGAAGAGCUGAAGGCUGAUGUUCUCUCCGAAUUUCCUCUUCUAAAGGCUUUUAAAGCAAGAAUAAGCAACAUCCCUACCAUUAAGAAAUUUCUCCAGCCUGGUAGUCCAAGAAAACCACCCCCUGAUGAGAAGACUAUUGAAGUAGGAGUGAAAAUGUUGGUUGAGUUGAGGCAGAAGGCGGCAGCUGGUCCAUGACUGUAGCUUCGAGCAAAAUGCAAAAACUGAGAUGGGGCAGUGAUUUUAAAUCAUUCCAAAGAGUUGCAAUCUUGUACAUGGGUACAAGGUCUAGAUAAAGUGAAUUCAUUACAUUAGGAAGUUAAGUUAAUAACAAAAAGACAAACUAAAG
Anolis sagrei ordinatus is the source of this 943-nucleotide messenger RNA. Its product is annotated as glutathione S-transferase A2-like. Gene Ontology annotation, biological process: glutathione metabolic process. The record is from RefSeq and is a predicted model, not a curated record. NCBI's taxonomy places the organism in Eukaryota, Metazoa, Chordata, Lepidosauria, Squamata, Anolidae. Gene Ontology annotation, molecular function: glutathione transferase activity.